AGGAUGUGAUAUUCACAUGUCAUCCAUGUAUGGAGGCGUAAAAUGUUAUAAAAACGUACUAUUAUAAGAAAUAAUGAACAUUUUCAUGAACAAUGAUGGCAAUUCAAUACCAGUAUAUCUAUAGAUGGAUGAUACUUUUGUCUUGCAUUUAUGGCUUUUGCGAAGCGGAACACACUGUUAUAGGGCAUGUUGACUCGACAAUCAUAUUAAACUGCACAUUAGAUGGAACCAUUACAUGGUACGGCCCUGCCAAAAAUCCUCCGCCACCUGAAGCUGUUUAUUCCUGGAAGAACCAAUUAAAUGCUCCCGAUAUUCCGGAUAACUUGAGACCAAGAUUGUCAGUGGUAGGAGAUUUUAAUCAUGGGAGAUACAACCUUAAAAUCCAGAAACUACAGGUUACAGACCAAGGACUGUACAUGUGCGAACUUAAAGGUUCAGUCGACAAAUUCAGGUUGAAAGUAAUAGAAGGAGAAGAACAAACUGUUACAGGACAUGUUAAUUCCACAAUCAUAUUAAACUGCACAUUAGAUGGAACCAUUAUAUGGUUCGGCCCUGCCAAAAAUCCUCCGCCACCUGAAGCUGUUUAUUCCUGGAAGAACCAAUUAAAUGCUCCCGAUAUUCCGGAUAACUUGAGACCAAGAUUGUCAGUGGUAGGCGAUUUUAAUCAUGGGAGAUAUAACCUGAAAAUCAAGAAUCUACAAGUUACAGACCAAGGACUGUACAUGUGCGAACUUAAAGGUUCCGUUGACAAACUCAGGUUGAAAGUAAUAGAAUUUUGAAUGUGCAUUACCAGUCCACAUGGUGUAAUCAAAACAUAAUGAUGACCACUAAAAUACAGAACAGUUCUUUGACUCCCAAUCAUUUUUAUUCCACUCAUGAAUCAAACUUUAUCAAUCUUUUUUAAGACGGAUAUUCCAGAAUACCAUGUUGGAUAAUGCCAUAUAUUUUGAUGUAGCAGAUGUACGUGCAGUAUGUCAGAUAGUUGUUGAUAAAAUUAUCAUAUGACACUUUUGUUGUCUGUAAAUAACAUUUCAAAACAAAUAUGCAUCAAUAAAAAAAU
Molecule: messenger RNA, 1060 nt
Organism: Mytilus californianus (California mussel)
Lineage: Eukaryota; Metazoa; Mollusca; Bivalvia; Mytilida; Mytilidae
Exons: 4
Coding region: 93-779 (228 amino acids)
Biological process (GO): cellular response to lipopolysaccharide; positive regulation of T cell proliferation; T cell costimulation
Cellular component (GO): external side of plasma membrane
Source: RefSeq, a predicted model, not a curated record